Messenger RNA from Aspergillus puulaauensis, 1563 nucleotides. RefSeq lists its product as uncharacterized. The record is from RefSeq and is a predicted model, not a curated record. Bases 1 to 1563 code for a protein of 520 amino acids. Gene Ontology annotation, molecular function: thiosulfate-cyanide sulfurtransferase activity. The transcript has a single exon. NCBI's taxonomy places the organism in Eukaryota, Fungi, Ascomycota, Eurotiomycetes, Eurotiales, Aspergillaceae.
AUGAAAACCAUAACAGCCUCCGACCUCCGCCACCACUGGCUCACCAAACACGAAAUCGCCCUGCUCGACGUCCGCGAAGAAGGCCCCUACUCGCACUCCCACCCCCUGUGGGCCAUCAGCGUCCCCGUCUCAGAGAUCGAAGCAAAACUCCCCGCCUUAGCCCCGCGCCUCUCCGUGCCAAUCGUCGUCUACGAUGACGGCGAAGGAUAUGUCGAAAAUGCAGUCUCCCGCAUCCAAGCCCUAGGCUACACCUCCGUCGCAAUCCUGCAAGAUGGACUGAAGGGCUACGCUGCCGUCGGCGAAGUCUACCGCGACGUCGGCGUCCCCUCGAAAGCAUUCGGCGAGCUGGUGGAAGCGAUAAACCACACCCCGUCGCUGUCUGCGCGAGAAGCGAAAGAUAUUCUCGAAAACGGAGAUGGCGAUGUCGCUGUUCUGGAUGCGCGUCGGUUCGUUGAGUAUAACACCAUGAGCAUCCCGCGCGGCCGCAGCUGUCCUGGCGGGGAACUGCUGUAUCGGUUCUUUGAGGCGGUGCCGCGGCCUGAGACGACGGUUGUUGUGAACUGUGCGGGGCGCACGAGGAGUAUUGUAGGUGCGCAGAGUCUGAUUCAUGCGGCGGUGCCGAAUAGGGUACUUGCGUUGAGGAAUGGGACGAUUGGGUGGGUGUUGGAGGGGUUGGAGUUGGAUAGUCAGAAGACGGAGAGGGUGGACAGCCCGCAGGGGGAGGCUUUGGAACGGGCGAGGAAGAGUGCAGUGGAUUGGGCUGAGUAUGUCGGUGUGAAGCUUAUCAAUGGGAAGCAGCUGGCUGGGUUUGUAGAGGAGGAUCGGACGCUGUAUCUCCUGGAUGUACGGGAUCCGGAGGAGUAUGCCCUUGACCAUCCUGAAGGCUUCGUCAACGCCCCUGGAGGCCAGCUCGUCCAGGCUACAGACGAAUGGGUUGGUGUACGAGGAGCCCGCCUGGUUCUAUACGAUACCGACGGCGUGCGCGCACGCAUGACAGCCAGCUGGCUUUUGCAGCUUGGAUGGGAAGUGUAUGUCUUUGACGAGACGUCCACAAUCCCCAAGGACCUCUCAGUCCGUGAGAUCCCUUCACGGAACCCAAAGUCCGGUGGGAUAUCAGUCGACGAGUUCAAGGCCCUCCCCGAAAAGACGGUGGUCGAUCUCGCGCGCAGCCCUGUCUACACCAAAGGCCAUAUCCCAGGAUCAUGGUUCGCAUCCGGCCCCGAACUCGCUCGCGACUUGAAGGCUCUCCCUGACGAUGGGCCUAUCGUCUUAACAUCGCCUGAUGGAGUAAUCGCAGCAGCAAACUUCGAAGCACACAGGUCCAUCUCACGUCAGGUUCUGUAUCUGGUUGGAGGAACGGCAGCAUGGGUGGAUGCUGGAAAUACCCUCGAGACCGAGCCGCGGUGGCUUUCGGAGCCUAUCGACGUGUAUAAACGACCGUAUGAAGGGACAGGGAAUGCGCGAGAGGCCAUGCAGGGGUAUCUAGACUGGGAGUAUGGACUUGUUGCGCAGCUGGCGAAUGAUGGCGUUGCUGGGUUUCACGUUGUACGGCGAAGUCAGUAG